Molecule: messenger RNA, 2265 nt
Organism: Dovyalis caffra
Lineage: Eukaryota; Viridiplantae; Streptophyta; Magnoliopsida; Malpighiales; Salicaceae
Source: the annotation of a GenBank genome assembly
AUGGCAUUUUUCUUCCAACGCUUCUGCUUUGAAGAGGUUCAAAUGGAUGGUGUUCCCCAUGGCAGCUUCUUCUCUAGCGAUCUCCUACCAUCUCUGGGAGCACGGAUAAACCAGGCAACCAAACUUCGAAGAUAUAUAGUUUCCCCUUACAAUUCCCGUUAUAGGGCUUGGGAGAUGUGGCUGGUUGUUCUAGUCGUUUACUCUGCCUGGAUCUCUCCAUUUGAGUUCGCUUUUCUAACAUACAAGAAAGAUGCUCUUUUCAUCUUUGACAACAUUGUCAACGGUUUCUUUGCUGUUGAUAUUGUUCUCACCUUCUUCGUUGCAUAUUUAGAUAGCCAAUCUUACCUCCUUAUCGAUGACCCUCAGAAGAUAGCACUCAGGUACAUAUCUACGUGGUUUAUUUUCGAUGUCUGCUCGACUGCCCCAUUUCAGUCUCUUAGUCUGCUGUUCAGAAAUCACGGUAGUGGGUUUGGCCUUAACAUACUCAGCAUGCUCAGGCUCUGGCGUCUCAGACGAGUCAGCGCCCUGUUUGCAAGACUUGAGAAGGACAUCAGGUUCAACUAUUUUUGGACUCGAUGCACAAAACUGGUUUCUGUAACCCUCUUUGCGGUACACUGUGCUGGAUGCUUUAACUAUUUGAUUGCAGAUAGAUACCCGGAUCCAAAGCGAACAUGGAUUGGUGCAGUAAACCCAAAUUUUAAAGAGGAAAGUCUCUGGAAUAGAUACGUGACUGCAAUCUACUGGUCUAUUACCACUUUAACUACAACAGGUUAUGGGGACCUGCAUGCUGAGAACCCGAGGGAGAUGCUUUUUGAUAUAUUUUACAUGCUGUUCAACUUGGGGUUGACCUCAUACCUAAUUGGAAAUAUGACAAACCUUGUAGUUCACUGGACCAGCCGCACAAGGAACUUCAGAGACACAGUCAGAGCUGCUUCAGAAUUUGCUGCACGAAACCAGUUGCCUCCUCGCGUACAGGACCAAAUGUUGUCACACAUAUGCCUGAAGUUCAAAACAGAAGGAUUGAAGCAGCAAGAGACCUUAAAUGGUCUGCCGAAAGCCAUUCGUUCGAGCAUUGCGGACUAUCUCUUCCACCCUAUUGCUCAAAAAGCUUCUCUCUUCCGAGGGGUCUCUCAUGACUUCCUUUUCCAACUGGUUUCAGAAAUGGAGGCUGAAUAUUUUCCACCCAAGGAGGAUGUAAUACUGCAGAACGAAGCUCCAACAGAUCUUUACAUACUGGUCUCGGGAACCGUGGAUUUGAUAGUGUAUGUUGAUGGACGUGAAGAGGUUAUUGGGAGAGCAAUUGCAGGAGAGGUGUUUGGUGAGGUUGCAGUUUUAUGUUACAGGCCACAACCUUUCACAGUUAGAACCACUGAGCUUUCUCAAAUACUACGACUGAACAGAACUUCCCUCAUGAACACCAUAAAAGCGAAUCCAGAAGAUGGGCGCAUCAUAAUGAAUAAUCUUUCCAUGAAGAUGAAACGGCCAGAAAGCAUGUAUUCUGAAUCCCAAAACAGAGAUGAAUGGUGUACUAAGAGAGGGUGUCAAGACCAUAUGCAUGGAGAUCUAUCAGUGAACAAAGCAAAUGAGAUAGGUUCCCAGGGAUCAAAGGCUACAGAAAUAAGUGAAUUGGGCGAAGAUACCAGCCAUGAAGGGUUUGUAUCAGCAGUUGAGGAUAGCCAAACGGCUCUUCAUGCUGCAGUUUGCAAGGGGAAUAUUGAAAUGGUUAAGAUUCUACUCGAAGGAGGAGCAAACAUAAACAAACCAGAUGCCAGAGGAUUGACCCCAAAAGCUCUAGCGGAACAGCAAGGAAAUAAAAGCAUAUAUGAUCUCUUACGAUGUUACGAAAAUAGGAACAUCUUGAAUGAACAUAGAAUAGAUUUUAUCGAGCCAGAAACUGUAGUUGACACCAAGAGUAGUCAAGGGAAACAUGAAGUAAACACUGGGCCCAGUUUGUUCAUCUCCCAUUCAAACAAGGCACAGACAAACUCCAGCUCAUGCAUUUCAAGUUGUCUCCAUGACGGGGAAGCAAAGAAAUUGACCACGAGAGUUACUAUCCAUAUGCAGCUUCAAAACAGAAGUACAUCGCAGAGCCAACUUGGGAAGUUAAUUAUCCUACCUGAUUCUAUGGGGGAGUUGCUCCGAAUUGCAGGGGAAAAGCUUGGAGGCUACAAAUUUACAAGAGUCAUCAAUGCUGAGAACGCAGAAAUAGAUGAUGUCUGUGUCAUUCGAGAAGGUGAUCAUCUGUUUCUUCUCCAAGAUGACUAG